UUUUUUAUUUUUACUUUAUUUUUUCAGGGUCGCUGCAAUAGAGAAAAACCCCCUUGCAAGUACUUCCACCCUCCACAACACCUCAAGGACCAACUUCUUAUAAAUGGUAGGAAUCACUUGGCGUUAAAAAAUGCACUUAUGCAGCAAAUGGGUCUUACGCCUGGACAGCCCUUGGUUCCUGGUCAAGUUCAAGCAGUGGCCGCAAACCCCUACCUGACUGGAAUGCCACAGGUUGGCAGUACAUAUAGUCCAUAUUUUGCUCCGGGUCCUAUAAUGCCUACGAUUAUGGGGCCGGAUCCUACCGGAGUCGGGUCGCCUUUGGGUGUAGUUCCACAAACAGUUGUAGCACAACAAAAAAUGCCUCGUUCCGAUAGACUUGAGGUGUGCCGCGAAUACCAGCGCGGGGCGUGCAAGCGAGCAGAGUCAGAAUGUCGCUUUGCGCAUCCCGCUGACUCUGUAACUGCCAACGAGGACGGCACUGUCACUGUCUGCAUGGAUGCAGUCAAGGGCCGCUGCAACCGCGACCCCUGCCGCUAUUUCCACCCCCCUCUGCACCUCCAAGCCCAAAUCAAGGCCGCACAGUCGCGGGCUAGCGCGCCCGCUGCCGUCUCGCCCUUGCUGGCGCCCCCCCAGGCUACUGCCGCCCUCGAAAUCGGCAAGAAGAGGCCCCGUGAGCCUAGCACCGCCGACACAGAUCUAUUACUGAUGGAUAUGAAAUCUGUUGGGUCAUUUUAUUAUGAUAGUUUUGCCUUCCCGGCCAUGAUGCCCUAUAAGAGGCCAGCGGCAGACAAAUCUGGUGUUCCUGUAUACCAACCAAAUGCAACCACUUACCAACAACUGAUGCAGUUACAGCAGCCAUUCGUGCCCGUGUCAUGUGCUGUGCCCCAAAACGCCCCUUUUGUGGUCUACACUGACGAGCAAGGACAGUUACUGGACACCCUCCCGGUGUGCCAAGAUUUUAAUCGAGGUUUAUGUAAUCGGCCUGCCUGCAAAUUUGUGCAUCUACUUGAAGGAGAUGGGGUAGAAGUGGUGGAGAAUCGAGUGGCCGUCUGCCGUGACGCUGCAAAGGGACAGUGUUCUCGUUCCACCUGUAAAUACUACCACAUCCCAGUUGCACUACCACCAGCACCCGUCAUGGCUGCCUUGGCCUCUUACCUGCAGUAGUCACAACGACAAACACCGAACCGUUUAUUUAUGUCAUGUUUAUAUAUAGAACUUUUUAUUAUUAUAUUGUAUAAUAGUCAUAUAAUGACAAAAAAUGUUUAUGUUACAUUAGUUUUUGAUUGAAUAGUGUAGUAAAAUAAGAUAUUCGAACGAGUGAAUGCCCUAUGUAAAACAAAAGUUGGUUAUAAUAUAAUUCUAUUGUUCUAUUUGAUAGAUAUCCUUAUACAGAAAUCGUAUCGCAUUGGACUUUUAAGUUUCACAAAAGUGUUUAUAUUCCUGUUCAUACGAAUGAACUUUUUCAAUCGUUUACUUCGUAACUGGUAAUCACUUACAUAUUGACUGUGACAGAUGCUUCGUGUCUGAUAUUAAUAAAAUAUGUGAUAGCAUAAUUUGGCUUGGUCUAAUUGAGAAAUUGAUUGAUGAUUUUUGAAACUCGUGAUAUUGGACAAUUUAUAUCUAAUUUUAUUCAUGGCCAGAUGCCUUUUCCGGUACGAAUUCUGCGUAGGGUUAAUACUGUCCCAUAGGUGCAUCAUGCCCUUCUAUAUUCAUUGUUAUAAAAGAACCUAAAACAUAACAAUAACAAAAUAACGUUUCACGGGUUCGACCCAGGCAGUGGGCCAUGAGUCACUAUAGUCAAACUGGGAGAUAUCUGGAGCGGUAUUAUUUGUUCCAGUAUAUUCUUAUUACUGUGUUAUUACAUUUUUUAGCUUUGUUUUUAUAUUACUGUGAUUUUAUACUGAUGUUAGACUUCAUGAUAUUUAAAUUUUUUUAUAUUUUUAAUUAACUUUGUUUCAUGUGUUUUUAUAAUAUACGUUUGAGUAAUAGGGUGGAGAGUUUAGUACGUACGGUUGAAAAAACUGGUCACCAUUGUAGUAAAACGGAGAAAUAAAAAAUACAAUGAUAUUUGACUACAUCCCCUAAAUUAUUCGUACACGAGAACUUUAUUUAUUUAUACGAAAGACUGUCGUCGAACACCUAUUAUGGUAUGGUAUGGCUCCCCAGACUUUAUGUUCUUUGCAUUUGCACAUACCCACCAAUUUCAAAUACAUAUUAAUAUUUAUUUAUAGGUAUUCCUCCUGUUUGCUGCAAUUGUGUUCGGUAUUGUUUCAUCCAAAUACUACAAACGAAUUAUGUAAUGAUGUAUGUGGAUGAUCAUUUUUAGGAUUUUCUAGUUAAAAAAUUCUUAAAAAUUUGACUGAAGCAAUUUUUUGCAUCAUGUUUACUAGUAUUUUUAUGUUGCCUGUGCGGUUUUUAAACGGAGAAACUACACCAUAAACAUCAGGCUUUUGAUAGGUUGAUCUAGUCAAAAUCAAGUAGGUUUUCGUUUAGUACAUUAACUAAUUUACUUCGUAACUCGAUAUCUCCCGACAAAGUGCCACAAUUAAGAAUUGAAAUCGAAAAAUACAUGUUCCUGAAUAGCAUUUAAAUAAGUUUCACAGUCCGACAAUCUGAUAUUAAAGGGCAAGAUGCGACAUGUGUGAUAUCGGGAGAUCUCUUUGAACGAAUGCUGUUAGAUUAGUAUUUUUAAUAUUAUAUUUUACAUAAAGUAUGAGUAUGUGUCACAUAUGGAAUAGGUGUUAAGGUUGCGACAUCAAUUUUUUUUUAUUGAGAGAUUCGUUACUCAACACGAAGUUUAUAUUUGACCUUCGAACUGACACAUGUUUGAACAUGAGGUAAUAAAACAUUUCUAUGAAAUUUAAUUUGAUAGUUUUAAAAACACUAUCUAAAAUACUAAACUAAUUAUCAAUUUUAAGAUAAUAUAAAAAAAAAUAUUUCCAAUCACAUUGUUAUCUGGGAAUUUAAUGGCAUGAUAACAGCUGAGCACUAGAUGAUUACUGAAACUAGCCGGGAAUAAUUAUUACAUACCCCGAAAAAAUUACAUACCUGGAGAAUGGCUUACUUAACUUUGAUGAGCCCCAAUAUUAUUACAAUAAAAAGAGUCAUUUUUUAGAAUUGUCAUUUUGACAGUAUUAUAAUUUCUGUAUUGUCAUGCCCCGCUUACGUUGACUUAAAUGUGUUCGAUCAGGAUAUGUAUUAUUCACAAUUUAUAGUAAAUUGAAUUUUAACAUUGGAUGAUUGCGAAUAAAAUAGUAUACAAACUUUGAAGAAAGGCUUUAUCGAGCUUCGCUCUCGAACAGUUAAUCAACGCUCGGCUGUAAUGAAGCUCUUCCUUGCUUGGUUUGUAAUAUACUAUUUUAUACGUACUCGUAAUAUAAAAAUUUUUGAUUCACUAACUUUGUCAUUUGUGAUUUGUGAUAAUCAGUUGAUGUAUCUAACACUACAUUUUAUUGCUGUAAAAAAUAUUUGCAAUAACUUUCUUCUUCAAGUACUUUUGUAUCAUUGUAAGCAGAGCGUUAUAUACCGGUUGUCCUAGGCAGGUUUGGAUAUAGGAAUUUAACAUGAGAAAUUAGUUUUUAUUUUUUUCCGGCUGCAGGAGUAACAGAAAUUAAAAUCUGAUUAAUUGAGCUUGUAGUGCUCGAAAAGGGCUAUCUUAUCGACAUUUUCCAAUUAACUCCAUUUGCGCGAAAAUGGCCCUCGAAAAAUCGAAAUUUAAAUUUGCCGGGUUGCCGUUACUAAGAAACGAACUAUCAAGUCAAAUUCUGACAAAUUCUCCUUUGGCAACAAUGACUUGAUAGUGCGUUUCUUAGUUACGCUAACCCGCCAAAUUUAAAUUUCUAUUUUUUGAGGGUCGUUUUCGUCCAAAUGGAGUUAAUUCGUCGACAAAAAUAUCGAUAAGAUAGCCCUCUUCAAGCGCUACAGGCUCCAUCAAUCAGAUUUUGAUUUCUGUUACUCCUGCAGCCGGAAAAAAAUUAAAACUAAUUUUGCAUGUUUAUUUUGCUAUAUCCAAGUCUGCCUGAGACCCACGGUAUAACAUUUUUCGUGAAAUAUAAUCGUUAGCGACUUACAGUGCUUUAAUAGAUGAUUAAAUCCACGUGGCCGGAAUACCCAGAAUAUUUAUAACUAUGCAAUCAAUUUAACUUCUAGAAAAAGUAUUGUUGCCAAUAGUCAUGUCAUUAAAUAUUUCAUACGUAACCUUAACCCAUUUACAGUGUGGGACUUGUUCUAAAAAUAUUGGUCAUUAUGAUGCAUCAUUAGAAUUAUUUUUUGCAUGUAAAUGCAUUUAGUUCUUUUAAUGAUACUAUGGGCAUUAUUAAAAUGUAACAAAUUGCAUAUUAAAACAACUUAUCUGAAUAUCGUUUUAAAUAGGUCUUUCCCUUUAAUAUCACGAUAAAAUGUGAGCUUCCACAGACGAAGCGCGGGUCUCUGAUUUGCUUAGUGCAUUUGCAUCGUUUGCUACGUUAGCUUGUCUCUUGUGUUGCGCUCCGUAUAUGCUUCUGCUAUUCUUGCUGCUGAUCGAUCUGUAGCCUCUUAAAAUGUUAUUUCCGAAACACAACACGGAUUAACUUAACUUGUGCAUUCUUUUAGGUGCAGAUCUCAGUAACUUUACAUAGUUUGUACCGUACACAAGCUACGCAUUAUUGUUGCUACAUAUUAACUUUAUUACAUAGUCCAUUGUUAACCUAACCUAGAAUAAUUUUUCUUAAAUAUAAUAUUAUAUUAACCUGCAUGUCCCUAGAUCAGACAAUUUCGUCUUGUUCUACACUUAAUAUAGUUCUAGAUUUUGCUGUUCUUUAGCGGUAUUUAUUCAUAUGCAUGAAAUGUUUGGUCAGAGAAAUUACAUUUUAUUUGCAUAUUAAAUUUUCAGACCCGAGCUUUUUUAUUACGAAAGUUGAUAAAAAAAUAAAAAUUCACCACGUAUUUUUCAUAUUUAGAGUGAUAUGGAAAACAGAAAAUUCUUAUCCAAUUUGACUUCCAUGUUUUUCUACAGCACCUCAUAUUUAAACAAGAUUUCAGUUAGUCUCAAAUGUUAAGUUAAUUUUCACUUCCAAUUUUAUUAUACACACAUAUUGAUGAUACUAAAUAUAUAAAAAGCAUAGUGAUUUUUUAAAUAUCGCGUCCUUUUUAGAGUGUUGCUGCUUCCUCAACAAAAUCAAUAUAAACAUAAGAGAAUGAACACCAAUUAUGCCGUUUACACAUUAUGUAUAUAAAUAUAAAAUACUGAACCAAAUCAUGUACUUGUACAUUUUACAAAUAGUCUUUUUUUUAUUAAUAUAUCAAUAGAAAUUAUGUAUAAGUGGUUUAGUUUUCGUUUUUUACGUAAUGUGUCAACAGCGAGGGAAACUAUCAUUUACGCCUAGGUAUGUUUGCUUUAGAUUUCCUGAAACCUUUGCUAUGCUUAUGCGGCUGUUGCUGAAUGCCUCGGGCUUUGCUUAUAAAUAAUGUGAUUAUAUACUUUUUGUUAAGGCUUUGGUUUUUGUUGUAAUUACAUUUUUUUGUGAACCGGUCAGUUACUGUUAAAUUUUAUAAAUAGACAGUAGUUUUUUAUUGAUGUGUUUUUACGUAUUACAUUUUGUUGUUUUAUAUUUUGUUAUUUGGUAACUGACAAAGGCUGGCGUGUUUUGUUAUGGGAGACUUCUGAUCCUAAAGUAGAAUUGACCUGCGCAAUGAUCAGGUCAGCAGGCUGCCCAUUUUAUUCUAAUUGUUGUUAUUGAUAUAUUUUUUAAACAUCUGAUAAAAUUACCUGAAAAUAAAGAGAGUGAAUUUUUUAUAUGAGCCACAAUGGAAGAAAACUUUUUUAAAAUCUGCUAAUCAAAUACAAUACUAAUAUUUGUAUAAAAUAUACUUUGUAUAUAGUGGCUCAUUAUUUUUUCAUUUUAUCAACAACAAUUUUGUGAUAUUUUAGUAACGAUUGUUAUUUAAGUCACAUCAUAAAGCAAACAAUUAGUUGUUUGCAUCGUCUGUUAAAAAACAAACGCAGAUAAGGCAUCUAAGCCUUUUGCCUUUGUUUUUUGUCAGCUCUGUUAAACACUUCCACGGAAUCUCGUUCUCUGAGUGCUAUUGAAUCUUCAGCUAUAUUUUAAUGAGUACUACACAUUAGUGAACGAGAAGAUCGUGGUGAGUUAAUUUUAAGAAUUCAUUUGCAGUAUCCUAUAGAGAGGCGAUAUAAUUCAGAAAUAAGGAGAAACAGUGCAGAAAUGUUGUAACACUUAUUUUUUGAAAAAUAUAACUAAUAAAGAUUUAUGGAAAUAUUAUUCUCUCUAACGAUCAAUAAACGUACAUGAUAAAAUAAGUAAAUAUGGGUGUAUGCAUGAUAUAUUUAAACAACCAUAAUUACGAUAUUGGAUUUAUGAUUUCUCCUUAUUAUUGAAUAUUAGACAGGCAUGUAGAAGGAAGUUGUCUGGUUCUAUUAAGGGCCACAUGACAUGUCUUUGGUUUUAGCCUCAAUGAGUGUUGAUGUUAAAAAUUAUUUAUUCUUAUAUAACUUAUAAUAAAAAUAUCAUUGUGUUGGGGGCCAUUUUACCGCUUGGAGAUACUUUUCUGCAUGCCUGUCCUUGAAGCGGGUGAACUAAUUCAUUUGAUAAAGUGUGCGAUUACAAUUGAUUAUUAAUAUUAUAUAGGAAAAAUGCCGAUUGUCCUUGCCUUUAUUAUCCUGUUGACAUCUAUUUUAUCAAAUUGUGCCAUACACGCUGAAUACGUAACCCGUUUUGAUCUGUAUUAACUAUUCAUUAUUCUGUUGGAACUAUGAAUUUUCUUAUUUUAAAAGGUGGUCAAACAUUUUGUCAAAUUUCCAUGUUCACGUUAUGUCUUGUAGACAUAUUAUGAUAACUAAUUAUUGAUAUAUUACCUAUUGUUUAUUAUUAAUUAAAUAUAAGAAUAAACUAAUGAUGUGAUGAUGAUCGGUAGAUCAUACGAGGAGGCUUUUAAGCCUACCAUUUUCUGAAUAUAGUAGCGUUAAAUAAACCAUUAUGUGAAAAUU
Molecule: messenger RNA, 6982 nt
Organism: Tribolium madens (black flour beetle)
Lineage: Eukaryota; Metazoa; Arthropoda; Insecta; Coleoptera; Tenebrionidae
Product: muscleblind-like protein 1
Exons: 9
Coding region: 139-1164 (341 amino acids)
Molecular function (GO): metal ion binding
Source: RefSeq, a predicted model, not a curated record